Molecule: messenger RNA, 2823 nt
Organism: Effrenium voratum
Lineage: Eukaryota; Dinophyceae; Suessiales; Symbiodiniaceae
Source: the annotation of a GenBank genome assembly
AUGCAUAGAGCGGAUGUGGUGCGGCCACGGGUGGUGAAGGUCCUGCGGGCCACGCCUACGGUGCCGCCCGUGACCUGCCCCAAAGGCCUGGUGCAAGCGUUGGAGGCGAUGCAGAAAGGGGAAGGCUUGGCGGCCGCCUCGCCACGGGAGCUUCAGCCGACGUCUCCUGGCCGAAAAGACCGGUCCGUGUGGAUUGGCGCUCGCAAGCCGCGGUUGAUGAACUGGGCGCAGCUGGCGAGGCUGGAGACGGAGGAGCCCGCGGCGGAGACGGAGACGUUUCUCGCGGUGCCGGAGAACGAGGCGAGGGCGGCCCUGGCGGAGCUCGGGGAUCCAGAGCUUGGCCGCAUCUGCCGAGGGAGCGUGCCGGUGGUGCAGCAGGAGUUGGAGCGCCAAAACCUGGAGAGGGCACAGAUGAGGAAGCGCUUGUUCGAGGAGGAAGCCCAGCGGGGGCGCCAACUGGCGGCGCGCUUCCGCCAGAAGCGCGAGGCGGAGGCGGCCAAGGAGCAAACACCGCAGCCGGAGCAAGGCGUCAGGAGCUUUGCCGAGAUCCGGGAGCUCGAGCGUGCGGAACGCUCCGAACGUCUGGCCCGCGCCGCCGCAACGUGCCGGCGCGCCUCCUGCAGUGUGUCGCCGCGGGAGGAGAAGGCUGGCAAUCCCCGGGAGGAGGCCCACGAGGAUUCCGACAGCGGCCUCGGCACCUCUUCAGAGUCCGAGGGGCACGUGAUUUCAGAGCGGUCGAAGAGGCUAAGGAGGAGGAUCAGGGACGCUGCCAUCAAUGGUAUUCGUGAGAAGAAAAAGUAUGUGGACCGCAUGCAUCGUAAACGGAGGUACCGCGAGGCGUGCUGGCAGGCAUUGCCAAAACAGGAGCGGGCUGCCAUCGAGACGGUCUUCAAGCUGCACUGCGACAAGGAGUACAUGACCAUCACGGUGUCCAGCUGCCUGGACGCGCUGCGGGACCUCGGCCUGCGAGGCCGUUCCAUGAUUGAGCGCACCUACGUGGAGAAGGCCGUGUCCUCGAUCAUCAAGGAUCUCAUCAGUGUGGAGGAGCAGGGUAUCCACGGCGCCUGGGGCGCUGCCCCGAAGGGCUCCCCGCAGAUCUGGUGGCGUGCCCCCCACCAGAAUGCCCCCGUGGCUGUGCAGGCGGCACGGUCAAAGGCGGAGACGGCAAGGGACAAGCUUCCGGCUCGGAGUGCCUCCAAACGUCGCGCGAGCAGCAUUCGAUCCUCCUUGAGCCAGCAGAGGACUUCAACGACGAAAGAGGAGAAGUCCCUUGCCAAGGAGCUGGCCGCGCUGCUGCAGCAGGCCACGGUCCAUCCCACGGGCAUCCCGCUGGAGGCCUUCGGGUCCGAGGUGAUCCCCGCGGCGCGUUGGGAGCUCUUCGAGCAGAGGACGGAGCCCCAUUUCCGGCUUUUUGUCAAGGAGAUGGAAGCAUCCAGAAGUCCCAGUGGAAUCUCCUUUGAGAGGUUCGAGAAGCUGGUGUCCGAACUGGGCCUCGACAAAGCCAAAGGACCCUUGCCACCUCUCAUCAAGCGAGACAAGCAGAAGGUGGGGCCAGACGCGACCUUGGAUUUGGAAAUGGUUCACGUGCGGCUGCUGCAGCUCGAAGAGCGCUCUGCCCGAGCUGCCAGCGCAAGAGAAUGGGCUGUUGCGAAGAGUGCCAAGGUCAAUGACAAGCUCUUUCGCCAGUACAGGCCGGAGCUCCUGUGGAUCUACGACAUGUUCAAUGCCCACGACGAAGAGCACUCGGGGUUUCUGGAAAUGUUUGAUGUCCGGCGACUGCUGAAGUACAUGGGCUUGGAGCCGUACGAGCGCAGGACAGCGCCACAGGUAGAGGAGUUCCUCAAACAAGUGGACCAGAACCAUGACGAUGAGAUUGAGCUGGUGGAGUUCCUUGAGCUGCUGGGCCACUGUCGCAAGCUCAUGUCCAAACGCCGGAAGUCUGAUCUUCAAAACUUCUUUUUCGACUUGGACCUGGAUGGGAACGAGUGCCUGGGAUAUGACCAGAUUGUGGCAGCGCUUGCUCAGGAGGGCCUACUACGCACGCGGGGCGAGUAUGCAAUGGCACAGAAGCUUUUGGAUGAGGAGUUCGACCUUAGCUCGGUGCUUCGAACCGUCCCCCAAGGCGACGACUCGCCCGCCGCCCGGGAGUCGCUUGUGAAGAGCCCGCCGAGUCCCAGCAUGAGCCCGAGGAGGACCAGGCAGCGGAUGUUUCUGAUGGCCGACGAUCCAGGCCGUGUGGACUUCAAUGGCUUCAGCAUCGUCUACCAGCGGGUUUGGGAGCGGCUUGCCUCGAUCAAGGGUGAGCGUGUCCUGCAGGCCGCAAAGGCUCAGAGCGUCAACAUGACAGAGCUGUCAGACAUCCAGGCCGCUUUUGACACCGCGGAUUGGGACGGCGACGGCCUGCUGUCGCGCGGCGAGGUGCGAGAGGUGCUUCGGAUGUUGCUGGCGCGGCAGCCGGACGAGCAGGUGCUCAGAAGCUUCUUGGGUGAAGACAAAGAAGCCCUCACAGACAUCUUUGAGGUACUCAAGAUGACGAAGGUGCUGGCAGCUGGCACGCCGCUGGUGCAUUUGAGCGCGCCCUUCACUCUGGCAUGGAACGUGCCGUUCAAGAAGCAGCAGGAGCUUUUGCGCGUUUGGCCGAUUUCUGACACUUACAUCCAGAACUUGGAUGCGCACGAGCUCAUGGAGAUGCUGAGCAACUUCCUAGCCGUGAAGCCGGACCAAAACCUGAGGGAGAUGGCCUUUCCCAUCGGCUCCUUCCGGAAGCUCAGGGAGUUUGCGAAGAGGCAAGCCGAGAGGGCUAAGGAGCACACUCGGUUUUGA